Messenger RNA from Tilletiaria anomala UBC 951, 1548 nucleotides. RefSeq lists its product as uncharacterized. The record is from RefSeq and is a predicted model, not a curated record. Gene Ontology annotation, cellular component: transcription factor TFIIE complex. Gene Ontology annotation, biological process: transcription initiation at RNA polymerase II promoter; transcription open complex formation at RNA polymerase II promoter. Lineage: Eukaryota; Fungi; Basidiomycota; Exobasidiomycetes; Georgefischeriales; Tilletiariaceae. The transcript is spliced from 3 exons. Bases 1 to 1548 code for a protein of 515 amino acids.
AUGCUCCAAAGCAGGCGCCCGCAUCAGGGCGGUGCCGCUGCCAAAGCCACCUCGGGGGCACCUGGAACAACUCAUGGGUCCGGUUUGAGCGCAGACGGGACACCGUUGCGACCAGCAUCACAAGAAGACCUGAAAGAACUCAAGAGACUAUGUCAAGUCAUCGUGCGCAUGUUCUAUGAGGACCAUGCUGUGAUGAUUAUGGAUCAGCUUGCGAAAUUCGACGUUAUUGACGCUGUAAUGCUUGCGCGGCGUCUUGCCGUUGGAACAAAAGACCUCAAAGCUCAAAGUCAAAAGCUUCUUGAAGACCGAUUAAUAUCCAUACACUCACGCUACGAACAACCAGAACGAGAUCCCAACAAGCCGCCUCUGCCACCAGAAUUCAAGCAGCGCAUGAUCAAGCGCUCAUACUACUAUCUUGACCUUCCGACAUUCUUUUCGGUCGUAAAGUGGCGUGUCUUACAAAUCUACAAAUCCAUCGACUCUCUCACCUCCUCGGUCUCUGCAUUGACCAAGCGAGGCUACAUUUGCCCGCAGUGUCACAAGACAUAUGACAGCUUUGACGUUGCGCAUCUACUCGAUUUCAGCACAAAUACUUUGCGCUGCGAUGUACCGGGUUGUUUUGCAGAGCUAGAGCUCGACGAGGAUAAAGAGACCGCGAAGCGUAAGGAGGAUAAGAUGCAAGGUUUCAAUCAACAAUUUGGACGGAUCAUGGCCGGACUUCGCAAGCUAGAAGGCCUAGCUCUUCCAGAGAUGAACGUCGAAGCUUGGCUGGUCAUCCACGCAUCUGUUGGGCCGACUAUGUGGAAGGCGUACGACAUCAACGAUGACGAGAUCCGGGCGUUGGCGACCGAGGUCGCCGCCUUGCGUACCGCUGACUCAUCAUCUGCAAGCAAUAUCGCCAAUUCUGCUGCGCAGACCGAUUCGAACGGUCUAGCUAUCUCGCGCGGUGCGACGAACAGCAUGACCCGCGGAGGCCUCUCGGUCGACGUAUCCGCUGUGCUGGACCCUGCUUCCGAAGCUGCACGUCUCAAGGCGGCUGAAGAAGCGGCGCGCCAGAAGCGCGCGCAGAACGCCUUGCCCGAAUGGCACCUCGAGUCGACCGUCAGCGGAGAGGCUACAGCGCUCGGCCUCAAAGAGCAGAGGCGGAGGGCGGCAGAGGCUGGUGUCGAUGAAGACGGUGGUGAUGCUGAUGGACGGAGAGUUGCGCAAAUGGUGGAGGCGAAUGCAGCCGAUGCUACGGCUGAAUACUACGCUGCGCUCCGGAGCGGCGCCGGCAGCGAUAACGAGGACGAAGAUGAGGAAGAUGAAUUUAUUGAGGUGGAUCAGCAGCCCGCGGGCGCGCCCCUCGCAGAAGCUUCUGCCGUUACAGUGGGACAGCAGCUCAAGCGGCCUGCUCCAUCAGAGGGCGUGCAAGGGGGACCAGAUACUCAAAAGAAAGCGAAGCCUGACGAGCAGAAUCAGAAAGAACAACCUCCACCGCAAAUGUCAGCAUCCCCGGCGAAUGAGCAAGCGAAUGACGAGGAAGAGGAGGAAUUCGAAGAGGUGUAG